Cyphomyrmex costatus is the source of this 699-nucleotide messenger RNA. RefSeq names its product cytochrome P450 306a1. Gene Ontology annotation, cellular component: intracellular membrane-bounded organelle; cytoplasm. The record is from RefSeq and is a predicted model, not a curated record. NCBI's taxonomy places the organism in Eukaryota, Metazoa, Arthropoda, Insecta, Hymenoptera, Formicidae. The transcript has 3 exons. The coding region runs from base 10 to 699 and encodes 229 amino acids. Gene Ontology annotation, molecular function: oxidoreductase activity, acting on paired donors, with incorporation or reduction of molecular oxygen, reduced flavin or flavoprotein as one donor, and incorporation of one atom of oxygen; heme binding; iron ion binding. Gene Ontology annotation, biological process: xenobiotic metabolic process.
UGCAUCACGAUGAUAACCCUUUCAAUGAUUAUCCUCGGCAUAUUUCUCGUACUUCUUGUCUACAUCUUUCGUAAAAAUGGCAAAACGCAUCGACUUCCACCGGGACCAUCCGGCAUCCCACUGUUUGGUUAUUUACCAUGGAUAAAUCCAAAAUGUCCUCAUAUUUCGCUGACGGAACUGGCGAGGAAAUAUGGUCCGAUUUGUGGACUACGAAUGGGAUCUGUUUACACAGUAUUGUUAUCGGAUCCGCAGCUGGUAAGGCAGACCUUAGCCAAGGAUGCGUUUGCUGGUAGAGCUCCAUUAUACCUGACGCAUGGAAUUAUGCAGGGAUACGGCCUCAUUUGCGCCGAAGGUAACCUUUGGAAAGAUCAAAGAAGAUUUGUAGCAGGAUGCCUAAAGAAUUUCGGUAUGACGAAGUUACCCGGCGCGAAGAGAGACAAACUGGAGGAAAGGAUCCUUGCGACUGUGAACGAGUGCACGUUGAAACUAAAAAGACUUACUAUGGAAGAUGGUAUCGAUCCAUGCGAGACACUUCAUCAUUAUGUGGGUAACAUGAUGAACGACCUCGUGUUUGGUAAAGUUUACAAGGAGGACGACGAGGUAUGGAAAUGGCUGAGACACUUGCAAGAGGAAGGUGUCAAGCACAUUGGAAUCGCAGGACCACUCAAUUUUUUGCCGUUCUUCAGGUAUGAUUCCUGA